GGUGUGUAAUGAAACCAUCGUCGGGUUUUGCGUCAUCUCGUAGUCAAGUGAGUAUAUCACCAGGAUCUGUUGUAUGUUCAGAAUGUGAACUAUCUGGUGAUAUAACCAUCGGUACAAAUACUGUUAUUCAUCCAAAAGUUCGUAUUAUUGCUGAAGCUGGUCCAAUAAUUAUUGGUUCGUUUAAUUUAAUUGAAGAACAGGUUGAAAUAGUGAAUAAAAUUGCCGGUUCUACAAUGAGGAUAGGAGACUACAAUGUGUUCGAGGUGGGGACUCGUUGCUAUGCCCUAGAAAUUGGUGAUAAUAAUGUUUUUGAGGCGAAAUGUCAUAUUGGACCAAAUGUUAAAAUUACUCACGGUUGUGUAAUUGGUGCAAUGUUUUCAUUGGAUGCUGGAGAAACAAUAGCGGAGUGUACUGUUGCCUACAGCGAUGAAGGUAAUCGUCGUAUCGCGACUGAACGUCCGCCUGCACAAACACUGCAGCUUGAUUUCUUGACGAAACUUUUGCCGAAUUAUCAUCACUUAUUGAAAUUCUCUCGAGGUACUGCACCGAAAAUAACCGAGAAGUCUUGACCCUUCUUCAUUUGCUCUGCUUAUCCACGGAUUUCAUGUCAUUUUGCACAAGUAUUUUUUAUCUUUAUCUAUAAUAUAUUUCUCAUCUUGUUAGUUUGGUUGGGAAUAUGGGGAAUACAAUUUUAAAACAUCUAAACACACAAUGGUUUUAAUAUAAAAGAAGAUACCUCUUUGUUAUUCUAACUAUAUUUUUUGUGCAAGUGUGGUUGUUUGUAUAAAAAUAAAUACCGUUUAAUUUUCGUUGUUCACUUCUAACUUCAUAUCACCGUCUGUGUGUUGCAUGGAAUGGUUCUGAUUGGUAUUUAAUGUCCAGUUAUAUUUUUGGUAUUCACUGGUGAAUAUAACAUUAACGAAAUGGUAAACUUAGUUAAAACUAAAAUGCGAGGCUGUUGUGGCCCGUUGGUCUAUAUGCCUGUCUUUCAACCAUUGGUAUACGGGUUCGGACACAGUACUCCACCUACUGAUGUUUAGCCUGCCAUGUAGCAUCGCUAACCCUCAUACAAUGAUUUAUGCAUCGAUUAGGCGUUUAAACGAUUCCACUCAACUUUUUUUGAUUCUUUAAGUGUGUUUUCACAAGAAUCGAUUGAUACACUUCGUGAUAUUUCUACAAGGAUUGUCAGGUUUUCGGGGUUGAAUGUUUAUCUUGUUUUUAUGUGAUGAUGGAAAGUACAGUCUUCUCAUCUUUGUUUCUGCUUUUUAAAAAUAAUGGUAUAACAACAGAAGACAAGGGCCAGG
Messenger RNA from Trichobilharzia regenti, 1304 nucleotides. The record is from the annotation of a GenBank genome assembly. Lineage: Eukaryota; Metazoa; Platyhelminthes; Trematoda; Strigeidida; Schistosomatidae.